Chinchilla lanigera (long-tailed chinchilla) is the source of this 3254-nucleotide messenger RNA. RefSeq names its product family with sequence similarity 101, member B (gene Rflnb). Gene Ontology annotation, biological process: skeletal system morphogenesis; negative regulation of bone mineralization involved in bone maturation; negative regulation of chondrocyte development. NCBI's taxonomy places the organism in Eukaryota, Metazoa, Chordata, Mammalia, Rodentia, Chinchillidae. Gene Ontology annotation, molecular function: filamin binding. Gene Ontology annotation, cellular component: actin filament bundle. The record is from RefSeq and is a predicted model, not a curated record.
AAGAAUCCAGCAUCCCUCCCCACUGCCCUGGCUGCCAGCUGCUCACCAAGGCUCUGUCCCCUGUCCUUUGGAGAAGGAGUGGAGUUUGACCCCUUACCACCGAAGGAAGUAAGGUACACUUCCUCGGUCAAGUACGACUCUGAGCGCCACUUCAUCGAUGACGUGCAGCUGCCGCUGGGCCUGGCAGUGGCCUCCUGCAGCCAGACGGUCAUCUGCAUCCCUAACUGCACGUGGCGCAACUACAAGGCCGAGGUGCGCUUUGAGCCCCGCCACAAGCCCGCACGCUUCCUCAGCACCACCAUCGUCUACCCCAAGUACCCCAAGACCGUCUACACCACCACCCUGGAUUACAACUGCCACAAGAAGCUGCGGCGGUUUCUGUCCAGUGUGGAGCUUGAGGCCACCGAGAUCCUGGGCAGCGACUGCCUCGCGGAUGAGUGCUGACUUGCGCGGGCUGGUUGGGGUUGGACCGGCUGCUGGCCCUCUGCCCCGGUCCCCAGGCCACCCAUGUAGGCCUUGCACGUCAUUCCAGCCCUAGAGGAGUCUAACCUGGAGAUACCUCUGAGCCCAGUUUGGGGAAGAAGAAAAAAGAAGUCACUGCAUCUUACAAUUAUUGAGAUACUUGGUUUUGUUUUUAAAUUUUCAAAUUGCCUUCAAAAGGAGUAUAUCUGGUUUGCUGCUGCAGUGUCCCCGAAGUCUCCGUAUGAUGAGAAAAUAAAAAAGACAACUAGAGCAAGAAGAGAAUGACAGCACAUGGGGCCAGGGAGCGAGUGGUGGAGGCGGGCUCCCUCCGCGGCCGUGUGUGUGAAGAACAGGUGGGAAAGUCCCGCGAUGGGAAAGUGGGCUGUGGGAAGGUUCAGCCACAGAAGUCUUCCCUGCUACAGGAGUAGAGCUCAUUCAGUAAAUUGUGAAACCCAUAUGUGUUCAAUCUGUGGAGAGCUGAGUUCCAUUCCAUUUUUAUUUUUGCUUCCAUUUGUAUUUCCUGUUAACUAAAACUCUUGGAAUUCUCUAGAUCGUUCUCAUGAUAUCAAAAAACCCCAAACCACAAUAGGAGCUGCCUUUGGAGGAAAAAACAAAGGCUCGCUGUGUGGCUGCCCACUGCAGAUGGCCAGGUGGACCGAUGGCCUGGCUUGGGAGCAGCGGGUGGGGUCCAGGCGCCGGCUCUGGCUCAGCCCUCGCAGGGCCCUCGCACACUUGGCAUCUGGUUAGCAUCCCUAGGCUUGUGUAACUCUCUCGAUAGGUAUUCUGGGGUUUCAAAAUACUUUCCAGUUUUUUCACGAGGCACAAUGUAGUAGAGGGCUCUUUUGGAAGAAAUGGCAUUUUAAAAGAAUGCUUUGGAAAAGUACUUUCUAGGGCUCUUAUCAGGGAGGUUUCCACUCUGGAAGGCCACGCUUCAGACCCCCUGCUGGCCUGGCGGGAAGAGGUGAAUGUGGAUGCUUCUGGCGCUCCAGUCGUUGUGAUUAAGCGUCUGGAUGGACCUGUUUUUAGGACUUCGGUGGUGUUGAAAUUGUGGAAGGGUUGGGUCUAAUCCAACAGUCCCAAAAGCAAGGAUUCUUGCUUCCCGCCCCCCGCCCCAGGUUCAGCUGAGUUCCGGAUAGGGAAAGGUGGCAUAAUUCAGCCACCACAACUUGGCCACUACAGCAGUGGUGGACAUUUCUUUUCUGCCACUGUACCCAUGAAGGUGGCCACUGUGGAGCCGAAUGUGGACUGAAGAUGCUCCUGAGGCCGCUGUGUGAGCGCCGCCGAACGGGCGGGGGCAGCAGUGCAGAGGCCGCUGCUGGGCAGGUGCGACCGGGCUGCUGCCCGCUCACCGCCCGGCCCCCGCCCUUGCUUCUUAGCACCUCCUGCCAGGCCCUGCGGUGCCUGAGUGGAGAAAGUGGCAGAUGGACUUUUUUCCAGUACUGGAAAGAACAAACCGUACAUAUUUCCUUUGAAUACAUCCAAAUUAUGUCAAGUGAUCCUGGGUUACAGAAGGUUGUAAGUCCAGCCUCCUGCUUUAUCUGCAGGUUUCUGUGGAUGGCUUCUAUCUGUCCUGAAAUCAGAAUUGAAAGCUCUCUGGGUCCGCUGGAGCCGUAGCAGGGGCUUGUUACAGUGAAAGCAGGCACGAUCCUAAUCACUGUCCUGCAGGGUCACUGGGGGCCUGGGCAGCCACGUUGUCAGGUGUCCCCUGCAGACAACAGUAUUGUGUUCCUAAUGGACAGGACGCGUCUCUUUCGAUGCAGCUGGUUUGCCAAGGUGCAGCUCAGCAGGCACCCAGCACGGGGACGCCCUGGGCCCUGUUGUCUCCUGGGUCACGGACAGAGUGACACGUGCUGGGUGCCUUUGGAAGGGCACAUUGCACAGGGUACAUUAGUAAAAGCGGAUAUUUCUAUUUGAUUUCCUAAUGUUGUCAUUAAGUGGUAAGUGUAAUUUUUAAAUUAUAUUAGGAGAAUUCCAGAGGCGUUGCUCUGCCCCAGUGGAGUGGAGCACUUGGGUGAGCUCAGAACAGCCCUUUGGGCAGGGCUGCCGGAGGGAGAAUGUGCUCUCGGAGCACAGCAGCGUGGGAGGUGUCCUUGGGAGUUUGGGGUUGUUGUUUUAUUCUAUUUUGAAUUUUUGUCGUAGAAGGAUUAUGUUAAAGUUCAGGCAAAUCAUUCUAGGUAUGGAAAAAACCUGAACUCUUACCAGUAAAGUAAGUAGAAGUGGGUGACAGCGAAUGUGUCAUGCAAAUGGAAAAGCAGGUUUUCCUCUGUUAAGUUAUUCACUAGGGAACCAGCUGCAGUUCUUUCCAACCCUCUCUUUUUCUCCAAACCUGCUUGGCUGAAAGUUGCAGAAAUGGGAGAUGCGGCGAUGCCGUGGGACGCACCGGUGAGGCUCUGACGUCGUCAGGCGAUAGUGAAUUCACGCUAGUUUACAGGGUGGAAGUGGUGAAUUUGAAAACUCACUGAUCUAAAAUAAACAUUCCCACGUAUGCGUGAGAAAUACAGUUUAUUUGUUAAUUAAAAAGUUUUUUUUUUCCUCUUGGUCUCUUAAAUUAUGCCUUUCAUGUAAUAAGGAUGAUUUGUAUUUUCAGAGAAACAUUGUUUCCUUUCAAACCAUGGACCUUUAGACUUAGUUUGAAUGAAGAUCUUUUCCUUUGGCAUUUUUCUUGUUUCUAACCUUAAGAAAUCCGAAAGAGUAUUGGACAAAACUGUGUUUUAAAUUUGUCUUUGACCUCUGUCUCAUUCCAUUUUGCUUUAUGACUUCUCCAUUUAACAAUAAAUUAUCUAAAAAAUAAA